AUGGGAGGAUGUCCAACCAAAUGCGAAGUUAAAUGUGGGGGUGGUUUCAGGUACGAAGGAAGCACUCUCGAAUUAAACUUUGAAUAAUAACCAGAUAUCUUACGAAAUAAAGAUCGAAAUAGAUCAGCUUCAAGUUCUCAUUAAGGAGAAUCAGCAACCUUACCAGCCACUAACUUUAGACGAGAAUUAGAAUACACAGAUAACAUUUUAUAGACUUAAUCAGACCCAAAAAAUGAAUUAAUUGCUAGUAAUAUUGAAGUGGAGUUGCUUCCAAUUUUUGUAAUAACGAAAUAAAUUAAUGAGUCAGCGGUUUCCUACAGAUAAAAUAGGUUCAUGGAGGAUUUAGAAAUAGAAGUCAAAGCCAGAAUUCAAGAAAUAAACCGACAAGAACAAGAAGAGAGGCAAAGAUUAAUCAUUAAGGAAAUUGUUAAGAAACAAUUGGAACAAGAAAAAUAGAAAUCAGAAUUAAUAUCGAAAUCUUAAACUAAUUAAUAAUAAGAAUAUUCAUAAUAGUUUAAUUAAAAAUAAUCGUUAUCACCAAAAAAGAAUGCUUCAAAAGAAUCCAAAGAUUCUUAAUUGGCAUCUUUUUAAUCUAGCUCAUUAUAAUUGUCCUCUGAAAAGUAAUCCAACAUACAAUCCUCAAUUAAUAAAACAGACCCCUUGAAAUACUCUUCAAAAAAUCCACAUCAGAUGCAGGCAUAUGAAAAAUUAAUAAGUAAUUUUUAUCUAGAAGACGGCAGUAAUUAUAGCAGACAUAAAGGAAUUCUUAAAUAAAAUACUUAACUUAAAUUUUCACAUACAUCCAAAAGUUUGCCUAAUAAAAGGAUGGUUUAAUCCAAAGUAUUCAAAAAGAAGAGAGUUCAUUUCUCUUAAGAUACCAAUUUUAAUUUUGAAAAAAAAAGUGAAGAAAAGAAAGCCUCUAAAACCUGGUGGAAAUCUUUAUUUUGA
This is a messenger RNA of Paramecium tetraurelia, 948 nucleotides long. RefSeq lists its product as uncharacterized. The record is from RefSeq and is a predicted model, not a curated record. The transcript is spliced from 2 exons. Lineage: Eukaryota; Ciliophora; Oligohymenophorea; Peniculida; Parameciidae.